AUGGAGCAAAUCGACGCGCAGGCGACAGACCUGCAUUACCUGGCUCACGCCCCAGUCGCCUUGACUGAGGCGUCGCCCUACAGUCCCGGCCGUUCCGCUUCUGUCGGAGACAAUUCCGCUCCGCCACCGGACGCCAUCGCGACAGUCGAAAGCGGCAACGACGGCAGCGGCGGCGGCAGCAACAAGCGAAAGUCUAUGGACGACGGUGGUAGUUCCACUGCCAAGCAGACGAGGAGCAAGAGGAACAGACAGUUUCAAAACAGCAACGAGUGCAAGCGACGCAAGAUCAAGUGCAAUGGGGAAACACCUUGCCAUCGGUGCGGCAACCUCAACCUGCAGUGCCUCUACACCCCCAACUGCUGCACUAACAACUUCAAGGACACGGAUGAUUACAGGCGCAUAACGUCCCACCUCGCCCUCCUGCAAAAUGAGCUCAACGAGCUCGGCCAGACCGUCAAAUCCAUGCAGGCAGAUCCCACCCGCGUCGCUCCUGUCCAGGACCGGCUGCCCCCCGGCAUCUCCCCGUCUCCGCAGCAGUCCUCGGCCGCUACCCCCGCCAGGCGACCCGAUCCGACGUACCCGAAGACGGGCUCGUUCCAGGGUCCGACCACUAUGGCCUACGGCCUGGAUGUCGCGAAGAAUACAAUUUCCAAUAUGGGAUACCGGUCAUUCAACGAGGGGAACGACCCAUCACAGCAGCAGCAGCGGCGGCGGCAGGGGCGGCAGCAGCAACAGCAGGAGGAGCUGGGGCCUCUCGCUGCGGCACCCGCCACCCACAUGACGGACUGGACGGGCCGACCCGAUCCUUUAUUCGAGUUCGAGCCGGACGAGAUGGUGCGGCUGUGUCAGCUGCACCAGGACGAGGUCGGCGCAAUGUACCCUGUCUCCGAUAUCGAAGCCGUCAUCUCGCACGCCAGGAGCCUCGCAUCCUUCAUGGGUCCCCUGAGGAGUCAGCCACCCCUCAGGAUGCUCAACGAUGACAAGACACUGCUUCUCAAGAUUGUCAUGUGCUGCGCUCUAGUCGUGGAUGAGCACGGCCACAGCGACAGAGCCGUGCGGCUCUUUGACAGCAUGGAAAACAUCCUCAACCACAAGCUCCUCUCGGAAGCCAGCAGCAUAAGCAACUUGAAUGUCCUCGCUCUCGUGGCCGGCUACCGGUAUCUCUCCAAUGAUGAGGUCCUUGGUUGGAGAGUCGUCGGCCACGUCGCCCGUCUAUGCUUCGAGCUAGGCAUCCAUAGGCACAUGGGUCUCAUGCAGAUCAAGAAUGAAGUCGAGAGGAAGGAUGCCCUAAACAGCUUCUGGUCGGCCUUUGUUCUCGACAGAAGGUGGGCUUUCCAGACCGGCCUCCCGUUCGUCAUCCAGGACAGUGAAAUCGAUCCGAAUCUGCCGCUCCCUGAUGAGCAUCCUUUCCUCGUCGUCAUGAUCACCUACUCCAAAUUGUCAGCCAAAGUCUGGAGGCAGGUUACCAACUUUGAGCCGGUGCUAGCUCAGGAACUCCACCAGGAGGAGAUAGAGCGACUGGACCGGGAGAUCCUCCAGUGGUACGAGACGGUACCCGACGAGAUGAAGGUCCGCAAUUGGAGUCUGGAGCACCGACAGAUGUCGACGUCACCGUCGUAUAAUCUUCGCCGCCUCCGCAUCUGGACUUACCUCAGGCUCAACCAGCUCCGCAUCCUACUAUACACCCCCGUGCUCCACAGUGCGACAAGCAUCGUGGCCAACCCCAUGCAAGCCCAGCGGGUGGUUGACCUAGCGCGCGACACGAUCCAGUACCUCCAUCACAUCAACACGACGACCAACCUGUACCGGAGGAUCCAAGUAUUCUAUCACCAGUUCCUCAUGUCCGCCAUCUCGGCCGUCUUCCUGGCCUCGGUACACGCGCCUGUCCGCUUCAGCGGUACUUGCCGCGACGAGUUCUACAUGGCCCUCGACCUCGUCAGCGACCUGUCCGCUAAGAGCUGGGUAUCGCAGCGCCUAUGGCGUACCAUCCGCUCGCUCAAGGACGUGGCUCCUAGGUUCGGUCUGAACCCUGACGAUGACGCGCACUCGACAGCCGCCCUGGGCAUGAUAGGUCUCGCCCGCGGCCACGUCGACUCCGCCUCCGGCCAGCAGACCCCCGCCGUCGCCACCACCGCCGCCGCCACCACCACCACCACCACCAAUAACAACAACAACAACAACAACAACAACAACAACCACCCGCACCACCACCACUUCAGCAACACUGCCAACGGCCGGCCGACGGGAUCAGGGCCCACAGGGGCCGCACGGCAGUCGUCACAGAGCGUCGAGCCCCCAUCCGUGGAUCAGAACGGUGUCAGGCUUCAGACGGAGAUGUCGAGGAUAUUCGAAGGCUACGUCGGCCUCAACGGUGUACAAAACAUGAUUGACCCAGACGGCGGCGUGCGGUCCAGCACUGCAUCUGAGCUGGCCAACAGCCCUAUAUCACCGAGUGGUGCCAUGUACGGGCCGCAUCAGGGUACGAUAUUCAGCCAAUUCAAGGACUUGCUCUGA
Molecule: messenger RNA, 2514 nt
Organism: Geosmithia morbida
Lineage: Eukaryota; Fungi; Ascomycota; Sordariomycetes; Hypocreales; Bionectriaceae
Product: Fungal trans
Exons: 4
Coding region: 1-2514 (837 amino acids)
Biological process (GO): positive regulation of transcription from RNA polymerase II promoter by galactose; DNA-templated transcription
Cellular component (GO): nucleus
Molecular function (GO): DNA-binding transcription factor activity, RNA polymerase II-specific; RNA polymerase II cis-regulatory region sequence-specific DNA binding; zinc ion binding
Source: RefSeq, a predicted model, not a curated record